Molecule: messenger RNA, 2355 nt
Organism: Blumeria graminis f. sp. triticale
Lineage: Eukaryota; Fungi; Ascomycota; Leotiomycetes; Helotiales; Erysiphaceae
Source: the annotation of a GenBank genome assembly
AUGACUCGGCGCUUUUUAACGCCCGCCAAAGUAGGCCAACUAAUACUCAUUGAAAUUUAUACCGAAGCAGUUGUCCCGCAUUCGUCGAGAAUUCCGAUCAUUUCAUUUUUACUCACUAAUCUACUUCAAUCAGCAUCAAAUUCAGAUCACAAUGAAUCAUUAUCCCAGCAGCCCGAUGAAGCAAACACGGACCUCAAGUCCUUUGAAUCUUUGCUGACCGCUCACGCAUCCGUUUCCAACUUUCGCGAAAAGACACUAUGGGAUUAUUUCUUGAAGAAGCUGUGGGAUAUCGACAGCUCAGAUUCACUUCAUGCCUUUUUUAUGAAACUAUCAAAUCUUCUCGUUAAAUCUCACGACGAUUUGAAGAAUGAUAGCAGCAUGGGGAUUCCGCCACCGUCCGAAGAUAUGAUCCUGCUUUCUCGCACAUCGCCUCUGGGUAGCUUCAUACGAAGAUCACAGUUGGAAUACGAGGGUAUGAAAUUUAGCGAUUCCCUAAAAUUGUGGAAGAGCCUACUGAGGUGGAGGAGUGAAUCGAGAAACACAUGGUCGAAAUUGAGUGGGAACAUAGGGAAAUGGGCCGGCGACAGAGUACUAGACGAAAAUGAUAAAAAGUUUGGAAGGGAUUCUACCCGGAAACUAGAACUCAUUAUUUAUGGCUCGUUUGAAGAGGAAGAUUCUCCUGGAGAAUUUGUCAGUACAGAUGACGUCGAAAAGCUUCUAGAAUUUCAGGUCGACAAAAUGCAGCAUUAUGGUAGUAGAAUGUCACGCGAACUCAAGGAAAAAUUUAGAAGCUUUUUGGACCAGAGUAUCUUGGUGCCCAGUUUAUCGCAUUAUCUAAUAUUUCUUGAUUCCUGGAGAGCUGGCGAUUACACAACAUCAUUCGAUAGUCUUCACCGGUAUUUUGACUACACUAUGCAAAAUAGGGAUCGCCUUUUCUAUCAGUAUGCUCUAAUGAAUCUUGCCAUUCUACAAGCAGAUUUUUCAUGCUUCAACGAGGCAGUUGCAUCCAUGCUAGAAACAGUUUCCACAGCAAGAGAGAAUAGAGAUAUUGUAUGUCUCAAUUUCGCACUAAACUGGAUUUAUCAUUUUGGCAAGACUCAUCCCACAGUCCUCGCAGAUCUAGAUUCUACAAAUAUGCUCGGCACUGAGAGAGAGGGACUAUCUUUCCUUCAGAUUAAAGCUAAAGAGACAGGAAUGUGGAAUCUGUGGUGUUCCUCUUUACUCAGUGACGCCAAAUUAGGGAUGAUAAAUGGAGAAAGUGUGGGGACUGCCUUUGAGAAUAUUACUAAGAGCUCGCACAUCGCAGUGGAGAAGAAUUUGAAAUGUAUGACUGGUCCAUUGAUGGCCAUGCGCUCGUCCCUAUGGGAGAGAUUAGGAGUUGCUCAUCUAUCCAGGCAAUACUGCGAAGCUUUCAUGCAAUGCCAUAUGCUAACAGACAGCUCGUUCGACGACACCUUACGAUGUACUGGGCGAAUAGCCCACUUUUUGGUCAAUCAAGGUCAGUAUAAGUUAGCAUUAGAGAUGUUGGACCAAUUUGAAUUUAAAACUGAUCUCUCAUGGAAAUCAAAUCAGUAUUGGCUGAAAUGUCAGGGCAUCUUUCAAUUGAAGCGUUAUCUCGCGCAGAAUAAAUUAGACAAUGCCUUUAUUCUCUUAUCGCAACUUCUUCAAAAUAACGGCGAGGACGCGGAUGCAGAGCUCUCGUUUGAAAUAACUGCUCUGCACAUUGACUAUCUCAUGCGAAGGACUGACUACAGUCGAGCACUGAUGGUUAUUGAGGAAUCUUCGAAGCUAAUGUGGGAGCAUGGGUAUGAUGUUAACCUGAGGGUCCAGCUGCUGCUACUAAAAGCCUCAAUAUAUGAUAAAGCAGGAAGACCUCAGAAAGGCUUCUCCAUUGCUAUCCGUGCGGCGAAUAUAGCAUGGCGGUCACUCUUGCUUCCUGCUCUUUGGGCCGCAAUGGGAGCUAUCGCAAAUAUCUUGACAUCUCUCCACGAAUUUCAGGCCUCAACUCAGAUAUUGAUAUCUAUAUUUCCACGCGUACUAGAAUGCGAUAACAGUGAACUAAGUGCCCAGCUUUAUUCCUUCUUGGCCGAUGCGUACCUUGGCCUUGCAGGUCAGACUAAACCGUUGGAGAGAAGGCAAAAUCUGUUAAAUGGCUUGAAGUUUAUCAAAAGAGCAGGGAAUGAGUAUUCCAAUUUGGAAGAUAUCAAAAAACAGAGUGAAAUGUCUAUCAAGGCAGCUACAAUCUUAAGGUUACUUGGAGAAACCACACUUGCCAGAGAGUACACAGAGAAAUGUAUGAAAUUGAAGCAGUUAAACUUAGCGAUAGAUGGCAGUCCCAAAAUGAUAUUUUCCUAA